AUGAAAUAAAUUUAUGCUCAAAUUGAUUAAAUUAAUUUAGGCUAUUCACUUUGUGAUAACAGAAUUGUUAAACUAACUUCCAGAGGUAAACAUCAAUAGUUGCUUGAUUCUAUGCUUAAGUGUAAAUCUAUUAUUCAGCUUAAAAGAUUCAUUUUAAAAUUAGUUCCAUAAUGGCCAGGUAGGAGAUAAGGAUAAAUGACAAGUGCAUAGAAGAAGAAUGCAAAAAAAUUUAGAUAUUUUAAAAUCAAAUACACUAAUGUAACAAUAUAUGUUUUAAAUAGUUGAACUAAUUAAACUAGAAAAGAAUGGUUCAAGAUGAAUAAAUUGCAAAUAAGUAGAAUUUAAACGUUAGGAAGUUGAAAAGUCUUAGCUUAAGUUCUUGUAUAAAUAAUGUAUAUUAAAUGCCUUAAAUUAUGUAUUUAGGCUAAUGA
This is a messenger RNA of Paramecium octaurelia, 431 nucleotides long. NCBI's taxonomy places the organism in Eukaryota, Ciliophora, Oligohymenophorea, Peniculida, Parameciidae. The record is from the annotation of a GenBank genome assembly.